This is a messenger RNA of Hydatigera taeniaeformis, 339 nucleotides long. Lineage: Eukaryota; Metazoa; Platyhelminthes; Cestoda; Cyclophyllidea; Taeniidae. The record is from the annotation of a GenBank genome assembly.
AUGAUUGGGAAAGUUUUUUGUGCUCUUACCUUCAGGUUAGCCAAUCGGGGUCGCAUUGAGGACCUGGUGGCAGAGACGGGUGACCAUCUCCAUUACAUCGACGACAUCUUCGCACUGGGCAUUCCAGAUCUUACCAACGUUCUUAUCCUCGUCCUCCUUCAACGCCUCCUCUUACCCGUCUACGUCUCUUCUCUCACCAAACGCCCUCCGUCUUCGUGCUUUAAAAGCCAAAAAAGGGGCAGCUCCAAGGCAAGCUGCAUAGUUAUCACCGUACUAAGCACAAGGUCACUUCUGUUUGUCUUUUUUCCCUGCUUCUUUGAACCACUCGAUUUGGUGUAA